This is a messenger RNA of Vidua macroura (Pin-tailed whydah), 1732 nucleotides long. RefSeq names its product serine/threonine-protein kinase pim-2-like. Gene Ontology annotation, molecular function: ATP binding; protein serine/threonine kinase activity. Bases 1 to 1650 code for a protein of 549 amino acids. Gene Ontology annotation, biological process: protein autophosphorylation. Gene Ontology annotation, cellular component: cytoplasm. The transcript is spliced from 8 exons. The record is from RefSeq and is a predicted model, not a curated record. Lineage: Eukaryota; Metazoa; Chordata; Aves; Passeriformes; Viduidae.
AUGGAGCCGGCAGACACGGAGAGCAAAGAGGAGCAAGCGCCCCAGAGGCUCACGGAGGACGCGAGGAGCCCUUGCGGCUCCCAGGUUCCCCAGGCCUCGGGCGACUCCUCGCAAGCGGCCACGUGCUCCCGCGAGCCCCCUGGGCAGCCCCUGCAGCUGCGGCCCCUGCGUGGCAGAACCUCAGGCUGUCAGAGCCCCUGCAUCCUGCCAGGAGCCUCUGCAAUCUCUGACAGCCUCCACCCCUCGCAGAGGCUCAGUGAGACCUGUCAGCCUGCAGAAGGUGCAGAGCCCGUGGACAGGUCUCCCAGCUCCCUUGGACUCGCGGACUUCAACAACACGGGCCCAAUCCUGACCAUUGACGUGGCAGGGGAAAGCCCAGAAGUCCAAAUGGGAGCCCAGCCCGAUGCAGGGGAGCCGUCUCAGGAGAAGCUGGCGGAGCAGCAAGCGUCCUGGAGCCGGCAGUGGUCAUCCCACAGCGGCCAGGACGCUGUGCCGGUUGUGCCAGCUGGCGACAGCUCGAGCCUGGUGGUGGAGACCAGCCUCCAGACACCAAGGAGGUUCCUCCAUCUCCAGGAAGCUGCCCCAAGAGAGCCCUCGACUGCCAGGAAGGGCUUUCUAAUAGCAGCUGCUCCUGGGACGCCCCUGUGUGAAGCCUCGGGCUGUAGCCCCGGCCCUCGUCAAGAGGAGAGUCCAGCCCACGACGCCGGGGACGACGACGGUGCCGCCCUGCCCCGCUGCACUGGAGCUCCUGCAGCCGCCUGUGCGCGCGGCCCUGGCCCAGCUCUGCCGCUCGCCGGCCCGUCGGCCGCCGGGCGGCAGCCACUGCCCGGCGCGCAGCAGGAAGCAGGGCAAAAGAAGCAGCUGCAGGAGCUGUACCAGCUGGGCCCGCAGCUGGGCAGCGGUGGCUUCGGCACCGUUUUCUCGGGCAUCCGCCUCUCCGAUGGGAGCCCGGUGGCCAUCAAACGUGUGGCCCGGCAGAGCGUCCUGCAGUGGGUCGAGCUGCCCGACGGCACCCGCGUGCCCAUGGAGAUCGUGCUUAUGGAGAAGGUGGGCUCUGACUGCCACAACAUCAUCCAGCUCCUCGACUGGUUUGAGCUGCCUGACAGCUUUGUGCUGGUGAUGGAGCGUCCGGAGGCAUCGCAGGAUCUCCUGCAGUUCCUGCAGGAGCACGAGUUCCUGUGCGAGGAGAUGGCGCGCUGGCUUUUCUACCAGGUGCUGGAGGCCGUGCGGCACUGCACCGCCUGCGGCGUCCUGCACCGGGACAUCAAGCCAGAGAACCUCCUCGUGGUCCCGGAGAGUGGCGACCUGAAGCUCAUCGACUUCGGUUGCGGCACCUUCCUCCAGGAGCAGGUCUUCACGCGGUUUGCCGGAACGCACGCGUACAGCCCGCCCGAGUGGAUCUGCCUUGGCUGCUACCACGGCCAUGGGGCGACCGUCUGGUCCCUGGGCGUACUGCUGUACGUCAUGGUCUGCGGGAGCCUCCCCUUCAGGGACGACCAUGACAUCGUGCUGGGGCAGCUCUUCUUCUGGCAGCAGGUCUCUCCAGAGUGCCAACAUCUGAUCCAGUGGUGUUUGGCCAAGCACCCUGAGGACAGGCCAGAGCUGGAGGAGAUCUUGCGCCACCCUUGGGUGCAGGGCAGGCGUUUUUGAUGCCUUGCCGGAGCCUCUGCAGCACCCGCUUUCCGAGUCCCACGCAGGACUGAGGACCCCACAAAUAAAACAACAAAUCCAA